This is a messenger RNA of Panonychus citri (citrus red mite), 1216 nucleotides long. RefSeq lists its product as uncharacterized. Gene Ontology annotation, cellular component: nucleus. Gene Ontology annotation, molecular function: nucleic acid binding; 3'-5' exonuclease activity. The transcript has 3 exons. Bases 113 to 1192 code for a protein of 359 amino acids. Gene Ontology annotation, biological process: rRNA processing. The record is from RefSeq and is a predicted model, not a curated record. NCBI's taxonomy places the organism in Eukaryota, Metazoa, Arthropoda, Arachnida, Trombidiformes, Tetranychidae.
CGCCAGAGAAGAGGAAAAGUAACUCAUGUGGUCUUGUUUUGAUUUAAUUUGUUUCCAUUUUAAUUGUUAAUUGUUUUGCUUGUUUUGACUGUUUUUCCUUUAGUUUAGCACAAUGAUUGACUAUUAUAAGGUUCUCGGUGUCAAGAAAGAUUCAUCGAAAUCUAAAAUUAAAAAAGCAUUUAGACAAUUUGGUUUUAAAUGGCAUCCGGACAUGAGGACGGAUAAUAAGGACGAAGCUAAAAGAAGGUUUCAAAAAAUUUGUGAAGCAUAUGAAGUCUUGACCAAUGAUAGAUACAAGAAAGUUUAUGAUUCUUAUUAUGAGGAUCGAUCCGUUGAAGGCAAGAAAAAAUUCAGCACUAUUAAUCUAAACAGUCAAUUCAAUUUUCGUAUUCCGGAGGAAUUGUUCAGAGAAACUUUUGGAGGAAAUAAAAGAAACGUUGAAAGAGAUGGUUUUCACAAUGGAUCAAAUGAAAAAUCUAAUGAAAAUUAUGAUAAAUCUCACGAUAGACUUAACGAAAACUAUUCCAACGAGCCUGAUAAACAAUCCGAUGAACCGUCUAUUGAUCAGUCCAAUCAAAAGGCCAAUGAAACCGUCGAUGAAAAUGUCAAUUCGAAAGAUCCGAAUAACCUCUUAACUCGUGCGAUUGGCAUGGAUUGUGAGAUGGUUGGUGUUGGUGAGCAAGGAAAACAAUCAGUUUUAGCUCGAGUCUCACUUGUUAAUCAAUUUGGUAACUGUAUUUACGAUAAAUAUGUUAAGCCACUUGAACCAGUUACCGAUUACCGAACAUCAGUCAGUGGUAUUAGACCAGAGGACAUUGCCAAUGGAGAAGAUUUCAAGACAGUUCAAAAAGAAGUUUACGAUAUAGUUAGUCCUAAAAAUCGAAUUCUUGUUGGUCAUGCUUUACGAAACGAUCUUCGGGUUCUUAUCUUAGACCAUAUUAUUCCUAAAAGCCGAAUCAGAGAUACAGCAAUUUAUUUUAAGAAAAUGUUGAAAGGUAAAACACCUUCACUUAAACGAUUAACAAGUCAACUUUUAGGUGCUAAUAUUCAGUGUGGUGAACACGAUUCUGUUCAAGAUGCGAAAGCGGCAAUGAUGUUAUACACAAUGUACAAGAAGAAAUGGGAAAACGGAAUCAAAGGAAAACAUAAAUUAACAAGAAAAAAUGGAAAGUCGAUAGAAAACGAAAAUUAAACAUCGAUAAGUUAUUGCUAAUAA